Molecule: messenger RNA, 767 nt
Organism: Antechinus flavipes (yellow-footed antechinus)
Lineage: Eukaryota; Metazoa; Chordata; Mammalia; Dasyuromorphia; Dasyuridae
Exons: 2
Coding region: 123-767 (214 amino acids)
Source: RefSeq, a predicted model, not a curated record
CCACAGGCCCUGGCACUUCUGGGAUAAUAUCAACUACUGGCACACAAUCAGGCACACACACACAGCACAGCACAACCAUUCCUUCCUCUUUCCCGACAUCCACCACUCUCCCUCACACAACAAUGACCACCUCAUCUGUCCCUUCCAGCUCACAAACAUCUUCUACUACACUCACCACGGCGACCGUGAAGGGUACCACUGGAACCACGCCAACGGGGACACCCUCCCACUCUACACAAACAACCACAACUUUAUCUCCCACAGCCUCGAGUCAGAGCACAACUCGAGCCUCAUCUACUGGUCCCAACACCUCUUCAGUCACUCCACCUAAACACACAACCACUGCACCCAUUUCUAGACCCUUCACCACAACUACAAGCACAACUAGCACAACCAUUCCCCAAACUGGUUCUGUCCCUACAGGGACCACCAUAAAACCUACAGGCCCUAGCACUGCUGGGAUAAUGUCAACAACUGGCACACAAUCAGGCACACACACACAGCACAGCACAACCAUGCCUUCCUCUUUGCCGACAUCCACCACUCUCCCUCACACAACAAUGACCACCUCAUCUGUCCCUUCCAGCUCACAAACAUCUUCUACUACACUCACCACGGCCACCGUGAAGGGUACCACUGGAUCCACACCAACUGGGACACCCUCCCACUCUUCACAAACAACCACAACUUUAUCUCCCACAGCCUCAAGUCAGAGCACAACUCGAGCCUCAUCUACUGGUCCCAACACUUCUUCAGGACCACCAUAA